Nymphaea colorata (pocket water lily) is the source of this 2030-nucleotide messenger RNA. RefSeq names its product equilibrative nucleotide transporter 1. Gene Ontology annotation, cellular component: plasma membrane. Gene Ontology annotation, biological process: nucleoside transmembrane transport. The record is from RefSeq and is a predicted model, not a curated record. NCBI's taxonomy places the organism in Eukaryota, Viridiplantae, Streptophyta, Magnoliopsida, Nymphaeales, Nymphaeaceae. Gene Ontology annotation, molecular function: nucleoside transmembrane transporter activity. The transcript is spliced from 2 exons. The coding region runs from base 384 to 1691 and encodes 435 amino acids.
UAAAAAGAUCGUCGACGGCAGCGUUGCUUAUUACCCACUUCACUUUUUUCACAUUUAACAAGAAUGUUCUUGGAUUCUUGGGCGCGCCGCGCCAUGGUGGACCGAAGGAGGAUGAAGUUGGUCCAAUUGGGUUACUUCUCGCUCCGUAGGCGCCUACUUUCUUUCACCAAACGCGUUCCACGUGACGCACAGUGAGCCCGGAGACGGAUGGACAGGGCGACGCUCUUAGCGGAUUGGGGCCAAAGGUUGGGGAAGAAGAGUUGGUGAUAGAGAUUCUCCGGUGACGGACGGCGAGAUCGGUGAGCCUUGGGUCCGGCGCCAUCUUCUGCGACACAGAGAAAGAGAAGAGAAAAGGCAAGAGGGUGGGCUCGAGAUCUCAAGAAAUGGGUUUCUCCGACAACAGCAAUAUCAACAGCGCUUAUGCCUACCAUCCCGGGGCGGUGGACGGAGAUGCGGAGACGGAGAGGCUGCCGCUCAACCGGGUCACCUCACGGGUACCCGAGGAUUCUUUCCACCUUGCGUACAUCUCCUACUUCGUUCUCGGCGCAGGGUUCCUCCUCCCUUGGAACGCCUUCAUCACCGCCGUUGACUACUUCACCUACCUCUAUCCGGAGGUUAGCAUCGACCGCGUUUUCGCCGUCACCUACAUGCUGGUUUGCCUCGCCUUCCUCCUCCUCAUUAUCGCGUUCUUCACCCAGAGGUCCACAGCCUCCUUCAGGAUCAACGCCGGCCUCCUCUUCUUCUUGGUCUCCCUUCUUGUGAUCCCCCUCAUGGACGCCUUCUAUCUCAAGGGCAGGUCCGGCCUCUACGACGGCUACUACGUCACGGUUGCGGCCAUCGCCCUUUCCGGGGUGGGCGACGCCCUCGUCCAGGGCAGCCUCAUUGGUUCUGCCGGCGAGCUGCCGCCUAGAUACAUGCAGGCCCUUGUAGCUGGUACAGCCGCUUCAGCGGUGCUCGUCUCAGCUAUGAGGAUAAUAACCAAAGCCGUAUAUCCCCAAGACGCACGCGGUCUAAGGAAAAGCGCUAAUUUGUACUUCGGUCUCAGCAUUGCCAUGAUGUUCAUAUGCUUAGUUUGCUUCAACCUGGUAGACAGGCUUCCGGUUAUUCAGUACUACAAGGAUCUUAAACUGCAGGCAGUUCAGUCAGAAGAAGAUGAGGAAAAAAAUGAAAAAGACACUCAUUGCAUGAGUUCCUGGGGCUCAAAUCUGUAUUACAUUGUGGGAAGAGUCAAGUGGUAUGGGAUCGGUAUCCUGCUAAUCUAUGUUGUGACUCUGUCCAUAUUCCCUGGAUAUAUUACGGAAGAUGUGCACUCCGAGUUGCUCAAGGACUGGUACUCCAUCCUCCUGAUUGCCGCAUACAAUGUGUUUGAUCUGGUUGGCAAGUCUUUGACUGCGGUUUAUGUAAUCCAGAACGCCAGGAUUGCUGUGGGUGCUUCAGUGGCAAGACUGCUCUUCUAUCCCCUGUUCUUGGCGUGCUUGCAUGGCCCUAAGUUCUUUCGGACGGAGAUUCCAGUGACACUGUUAACAUGCUUGCUCGGAUUAACGAACGGUUACUUCACAAGUGUGUUGAUGAUCCUUGCACCAAAGGUCGUCCACAUACAGCAGGCCGAGGCAGCAGGCAUUGUGCUGGUCUUGUUCCUGGUGAUUGGGUUAGCAGUUGGUUCAGUAGUGGCGUGGUUCUGGGUCAUCUAAAAAUGGCUUGCCUGCCACAGUUUCCUCCAAAUGUGUAGCAUAGUUCUCUCUCUCUCCAUAUAUUUAUAUGCUAGUCAGUAGUCACUGGUGGCGACAAAAGGGGCCUCGGCCGACUCACUGGAUGACCUGCGCAUGCCUGUCGGCGUGAGUAGUUGGUGCUUCGUCAACCUAAGGCAUGAAUGAAUCCACAUGUCUCUUCAGCACACAACUUCUCCUGUAAUUUUUUUCUUUUUGGUUUUCAUCGCUGUCCCCUGCUAUGGGGAAUCCUUCAGUGGGUUCUGUUUUAUGAAAAUAAAAUGUCAGUAAGAAUUGAUAUGGAAGCUUCUUUUUAGGCCUCAA